GUCACCACGUAUAACAUCCACGUGUAGAAAUUGUGUGCUUGGAAAUUUUGUUUCCACCAACCGUCUACGCGUUCAUGCUCUACUGGCUAAAUCUCAACAACAAUAAGGGUAUUAAAAUGGCCGCGAAAAGAUGUAAAGAACCGCGGACAUCUACCAAAAUGGCGGAGCAAGCUUGUUGCAGAUCAGGAGAAGAGAAAGAAAAUGGAGAAUCGAAGGGCAUCAGCGUAUGCGGCAUGCAAUUCGCAUACGAAUUGCAGCAUCCGCUCUUCUUCGAUUUCAAUCUCGAUAUCACUCGUGGAUCUCGUUGCCUUCUCGUCGGUGCCAACGGAUCUGGGAAGACGACGUUGUUGAAAAUUUUAGCAGGAAAGCAUAUGGUCGGUGGAAGAGAUGUUGUGAGAGUACUUAACCGUUCGGCUUUUCACGACACUCAACUUGUUUGUAGCGGUGACUUAGCUUAUUUGGGAGGGUCUUGGAGUAAAACUAUUGGCUCCGCUGGGGAGGUUCCAUUGCAGGGGGAUUUCUCAGCGGAACACAUGAUAUUUGGAGUUGAAGGGAUUGAUCCUGCGAGGAGAGAUCAUUUGAUUGAGUUACUUGAUAUUGAUUUGCAAUGGCGAAUGCAUAAGGUAUCUGAUGGGCAACGGCGUCGAGUCCAAAUUUGUAUGGGUCUUCUUCAUCCUUUUCAGGUUCUUUUGCUAGAUGAGGUUACGGUGGACCUUGAUGUUGUUGCAAGGAUGGAUUUACUUGAUUUCUUUAAGGAAGAAUGCGAACAGAGAGGAGCCACGAUCGUAUAUGCUACCCACAUUUUUGAUGGGUUGGAGAAAUGGGCAACACAUCUGGCUUACAUCCAAGAUGGUCAAUUGAAGAGAUCCGGGAAGUUAACCGAAACGAAUGAGUUGAAAAUCUCAGAAAAUUUGCUGUCUGUCGUUGAAGCCUGGCUUCGCUCUGAAACCAAGUCUGAGAAAAAGAAACCUUCUCAAGUCCAGAAAUCCUCGCCUUGCGGAACUUCUCCUUUCAUGUCGUCGAGGCACAUGUCAUACUACCGUUGAUCUCUCUGAAUCCGGUUAUUUUUCAAUAAUUUUUAUACGAUUAGCAAAGUUCUUUCGUAGUCAUCUAUUGAGACGUAUAGUCGGCCACAAUUGCUUUAUACGCUUGUUUAGCUCAUGGUUAUUUUUCAAUAGUUCUGUAAUUUGUAAUCUACUUUGGCAGUGAAAUAUCUAUAUGAUUUUUGUUGAAAGAAGUCGAUGCUGAAUAGGUGCUUCUGGAUCUUGUUGGCUAUACAAGUGAAGCCCUGAUCCAACAAUAUGCCUUCGGGAAAUAAUGUUGUAAUCUCAUUUAAUUAACGGAAAUGCUUUGAGUUC
Messenger RNA from Hibiscus syriacus, 1358 nucleotides. RefSeq names its product ABC transporter I family member 21-like. The record is from RefSeq and is a predicted model, not a curated record. The transcript is spliced from 6 exons. The coding region runs from base 75 to 1046 and encodes 323 amino acids. Gene Ontology annotation, molecular function: ATP hydrolysis activity; ATP binding. Lineage: Eukaryota; Viridiplantae; Streptophyta; Magnoliopsida; Malvales; Malvaceae.